AUGGCGGAUGUGAAGACGAUUGGUGAUACUAACCAGGGUGGUACUUGUCCAUGUUGGUGCGGUGGUGGUGCUGACCACCGGCGAGACCACGACCACCUGGGUGCUUGCGGUGCUUGCCGACACGACCGUUACCGGCAGAGACGUGUCCACGGUGCUUUCGGGUCUUGGAGAGUAUUCAAGAUGGGACGACGACCUGCUCGCUGCUACCGCUACUGCAAGAACAAGCCGUUCCCCAAGUCGAGGUACAACCGUGGUGUGCCCGACCCCAAGAUCCGCAUCUACGAUCUUGGCCGUAAGAAGGCUUCCGUCGAUGACUUCCCCUUCUGCGCCCACCUCGUCUGCGACGAGCACCAGCAGAUCACCUCGGAGGCUCUAGAGGCUGCCCGUAUCUGUGCCAACAAGUACAUCACCAAGACCUCGGGUAAGGACUCGUUCCACCUGCGUGUCCGUGUCCACCCCUUCCACGUUAUCCGCAUCAACAAGAUGCUUUCGUGCGCUGGUGCCGAUAGGCUCCAGACCGGUAUGCGUGGUGCUUACGGCAAGCCCUACGACACCGUUGCCCGUGUCAACAUUGGCCAGAUCCUUCUUUCGGUCCGCACUCGUGACAGCAACAAGGCUGUUGUCCUCGAGGCCCUCCGCCGAUCGCGAUACAAGUUCGCUGGUCGCCAAAAGAUCAUCAUCUCGAAGAAGUGGGGUUUCACCAACAUGAACCGCGAGCAGUACGCCGAGGCCAAGCAGUCGAACCGUAUCCUCAAGGACGGCUGCUACCUUCAGUACAUCAACAACCACGGUCCCCUCGAGCAGAACCUCCGCCUCCAGGCCCGUGUUGCCGCCCAGAAUUUGUCGUGUCAUCGUCUCAACCGCACGAACAGCGAGCAUCGAGAUAGUCUGAGCAGCGAGAAGCAGCAUGUUUUCUCGAUCGGCGCAAUGGAGGAGCCGCUUUCCCAACCCGAGCUCCUCCAGCGAUCUUCUCGAACCAGAUCGCCGCAUAUACCGACCGCCGACAUGUCAGACCUCAGCGACGAGUACCUACUCGACGACGAUGUCGAGGACACCAUGGACGAGGACUCGACGUACGGCUACGAUGAUGCUGUCGACUCGGAAGAAGAUGAGGACGAGCUCGGCUUUGGCGUAGCAGACGACGCCUUUGCAGCUCCCGACUCGGCGACCGAACGCUCAAAGAGCUACGAAGUCGACUACAAGUCACAUACCGUCGCCUCAAUCGAGGAAGCGCAGCACAAGGAAGUCGAGCAGAUCGCCAGCAUGUUUAUGAUCAAGGAUACCGACGCUGCCAUCCUCCUCCGCCACUUUGGCUGGAACAAGGAGCGUCUCAUCGAGCGUUACAUGGAGUCAUCCGACAAGGUCAAUCUCGAAGCAGGCGUUCACGAAGAUCCAUCACGUCCAAAGCUACAAAGGCUUGCGGGCUUCACAUGCGAAGUUUGCUUCAUGAGCUCCGACGAUAUGCCGGGCGCAAAGAUGGAGACGCUGGCGCUCGCCUGUGGCCAUCGCUACUGCCGCGACUGCUACCAGCAGUACCUUGAGCAAAAGAUCAAGUCGGAAGGCGAGUCGAGGCGCGUGCAGUGCAUGCGCGAGAAGUGCAAUCUCGUGAUCGACGAGGGCACCGUCGGUCUGGUGGUCGAGCCCAAGGUGUUCGAGCGAUACAAGAUCCUGCUCAACCGCACCUACGUCGACGACAGCAGCAUCCUGCGCUGGUGUCCCGCUCCCAACUGCGAGCUCGCUGUCGAGUGCCACGUUUCGAACAAGGAGCUCAGCAAGGUGGUGCCCUCGGUUGCCUGCGACUGCGGCCAUGCCUUUUGCUUUGGCUGUGGCAAUGCUGCGCACGCACCAGCCAUCUGUCCCGUUGCGAAGCUGUGGCUCAAGAAGUGCGAGGACGAUAGCGAGACGGCCAACUGGAUCUCUGCCAACACGAAGGAGUGCCCCAAGUGCACCUCGACCAUCGAGAAGAACGGAGGAUGCAACCACAUGACUUGUCGCAAGUGCAAGUACGAAUGGUGCUGGAUCUGCGCUGGCCCAUGGACCGAGCACGGCAACUCGUGGUACAACUGCAACCGGUUCGACGAGAAGAGCGGUGCUGAAGCGCGCGACUCGCAGGCCAAGUCGAGAGCGCAGUUGGAGCGAUACCUGCACUACUUUAACCGUUUCGCAAACCACGAGCAGUCUGCCAAGCUGGACCGUGAUCUGUACGGGCGCACAGAGAAGAAAAUGGAGGAGAUGCAGGUGUCGUCGGGUCUCACGUGGAUCGAGGUGCAAUUCCUCAAGAAGGCCGUCGACACGCUCACCGAGUGCCGCAUGACGCUCAAGUGGACCUACUGCAUGGCGUACUAUCUGGCGCGCGACAACAUGACCGAGCUGUUCGAGGACAACCAGCGUGAUCUCGAAAAGGCGGUGGAAGACCUUUCGGAGCAGCUCGAAAAGCCGAUCGAGCCAAAGACGAUCCCGGAGCUGCGGCAGAAGGUGACCGAUCUGACUGUGUAUGUGCAGAAGCGCCGGGGUAUCUUGCUCUCGGACACCGCCGAAGGGUUCCAAGAGGACCGAUGGCACUGGAACAUCGCUAUCUGA
This is a messenger RNA of Pseudozyma hubeiensis SY62, 2580 nucleotides long. RefSeq lists its product as hypothetical. NCBI's taxonomy places the organism in Eukaryota, Fungi, Basidiomycota, Ustilaginomycetes, Ustilaginales, Ustilaginaceae. The record is from RefSeq and is a predicted model, not a curated record. Gene Ontology annotation, cellular component: ribosome; cytosolic large ribosomal subunit. Gene Ontology annotation, molecular function: structural constituent of ribosome; zinc ion binding. Bases 1 to 2580 code for a protein of 859 amino acids. The transcript is spliced from 5 exons. Gene Ontology annotation, biological process: translation; ribosomal large subunit assembly.